CACAAACCUCACCUCACUCAGUCACUGCACACUCGAACAGAAGCUGCUGCCGCCGCCAACCACCAUAUUUUUUCCCACAUUCCGAGUGCACGCACGUUGCGCCUGUGCCUCGGAAAUAUCAGAAUCUAACAUUUGACUUGUGUGAGGUAUUUCUUGGCUGCUGCAACGAGAAGCACUUGACUCGUCUCGAUACCUUUCAGUACUAGGCCAGACCACCCGUAAACUGGUCCAGAACGAGAGCCAGAGCCAGAACCAGAACCAGAACCGGUAGCAGAACCUUGAGGCCCCCAAAAGCCAAAAACUCUGUUAAUCGUUCCAGUUCUGGACUUGGACCCUUGCCGACCACUACCUACAGUACAGUACUGACAGCAACUGAGACCUGUCCUCCUUCAGCCUUCCUCUUCAGUCAUGCCACCUUCUCCGCUUAAAACGCCUGGCUCUGGCGCUGGUAGUGAACAAGCAUCUUUCGUCGGCUCCGACCGUCAUCAGUCGCCUACAACUGUAGCUCUUACAGAUUCAUCGAAUGUCGAUAUCGGCAGUGUCGCAAAGACAAGUGAUCCAGAUCAAGGACAAGAACGCGAACAACAGAGUCGACAACAAUCACCAACUCGAGAUAUCACAUCAUCCUCCCCAACCAACGUCCACCCCCUACUUCAGGUCGCAUCCGCUCCCCCACAUUCUCGCUCGACAAUUGCCGCCACCGAUACUACACCCAUUACCACAACUCCAAUUACUGAGUCACCCGCAUUGCCAUUGGGCUCUUCAAAGCAAUCGCCAACAAACACUGCUCAACUUGCCUCAAGGGCCACCGAAGCCCGGGCAAGCACUUCUGCAAACAUGAUAUUCUCAGAUAUUUACAAGAGUCCGCGAUCACCCAUCGCUAAGCUUCGUCACCACUCGGUCCAGUUACCAACACCGCUGUCAACCAAUACCCCAGAUUGGUACGGUGAGGAACAUGCAGACCUUCUCAGCAAGGACAAGGUGAAGCAGAAGGAAGCUGUGAAGAGGUAUCUCGAAGCCAAAGUAAAAAAUGAUUGGGAAUUCCCAUGGCCUUCUCGCGUUGUCGAGCCCCCACUAGUUGAAGGUGACGUCGCUGUUGUCGACACUACAUCUGAAUCACCUGAUGCGAUUGAGGCUGUCACCAGUCUCGAUGUCACAGAACCGACAAAGUCAAUUCAAGAUGAGACUCGCGAAGAUGAUGGGUACCAAGUAGAUGACCCCGAGUCAUCGGAUGAUGAAGACGGCAGCGAUGCUGAGUCCACCUACAGUACUGUCUCUGAAGAUUUAGUCAACUAUCGCACACGUCUAGAAUGGGCAUCAGACCUUUCCGACGAUGAAGAUGAGCCUGGCCCUUCACGAUCACCAUUCCGCUUUGACAACCCCAACAAUGUGGGCUCCACUAUCCAAGCUGCGGUCCAGGGCAAGCGCGCCAAGCGAAGGAGAGCAGUUCGCAAGGAAAUGGAAUGGAACGAGGGACUCGCCUGUUUCGAAGCGCGGCGAAAUGCAUGGACGGGCGCACGAACUGUUCGAGUUCGGGCCAAGCCUGCAUCGCCCCCUGCUGUGUCACCACUAUCUCCCCGUCGAUUCUUCUUCCGUCGCUCCAUGUCAACGUCUCCUCCUGGCUCGACAAUCGCGUCUACUUUACCACCGCAAGUUAGUGAUGCUUCAGACAAUUCGUCACUUGCGAGAAGCGACGAGCUUCGCAAUGCUCGAUCUAAAGACACCACACCGUCAACACCUCCCGACAGCCGAAAUUAUCCUGUCGAGGUCCUGCUUCCUCUUCCGCCGCCUCUCCUACCUCCCAAUAACCCUCUGCGUGCAUCUAUCACACCUUCUGUCUAUCUCAGUCUCUACGACAAGGUCAUCAUUCACAGCCUUCAGCCCUCGUGCCCUAUCAAUUUGUCCGAUAUGCUCCGAGCUUGCGUUACUGGCUGGAAGCGAGAUGGCGAGUGGCCUCCGCGACCGACCAUGGCUCCCGCUCCUGUCGCCAAGAAGAAGAAGCCUAAGAAGCCUUCAAACCCCUCAGAGAACACGGGCAGUACUGUACGCCGCAUGAGCUUUGGUCUGCUGGGUCGCGACAAGGACGACUCGACAGGUGGUAAAGGCAUUCGCCGCAGCCUCGUUAGAGCUCUUGGUAUUGGGGAAGGGACAGAGACUCCUAAUUGAGGCUAUCUCGUUACGAAUUCAUGAUUAUGAUUAAAACCCGGAGGAUUAUCAUUACGAUUGACGCAUGGCGCUUAUAUAUGGGCUCUCGCUUUCUGGCUCGGUAUACCAUGUAGGGAAGGGAAACGUGUUAUGUAUUCUGGUCUACUUCUCUUUAUUUUAUGUUUUCUGGCAUGACCUGGUCAUGCUGGUAUGGGGAGUUUUUGGGCAUGGGUUUGUCUCCAUAUAGGAGUCUCUUGGAGCAGCUGAGAGGAAGCAUGCAUUUUGAUACCUCUUGGUCCCAGCAUUGCGACCAUGCUAAUUUACUUUGCUAUAACUAUAUUUUUUCACCUGGCAUUGCUUUUCCCCUGUUGCUCACUGAGUUUAGUGAUGGUAACGUUGUCUUGGUGCUCUCGUGAUGUAAUAGACUGGGAUGAUUUAGGGUUGACGCC
Fusarium redolens is the source of this 2594-nucleotide messenger RNA. RefSeq lists its product as uncharacterized. Lineage: Eukaryota; Fungi; Ascomycota; Sordariomycetes; Hypocreales; Nectriaceae. The record is from RefSeq and is a predicted model, not a curated record. The coding region runs from base 409 to 2166 and encodes 585 amino acids. The transcript is spliced from 2 exons.